This is a messenger RNA of Paramuricea clavata, 2124 nucleotides long. The record is from the annotation of a GenBank genome assembly. Lineage: Eukaryota; Metazoa; Cnidaria; Anthozoa; Malacalcyonacea; Plexauridae.
AUGCCGUUGGACGAGCUGACAAAGAAAAGAAGAACACGCGCAGCACACAGAGGUUCAGCAACGAAGAUAGGAACGAAGAUUAAAGAAUGUUUAGUGAAUGUGAGUGAAACGCCUCAGACGGACAAGAAUGUGCUGAAACAGCUGAGAGACACGCUGAGCGAGAAACUCGAAGCCUUGAAACUUUUAGAUAACGAGAUUGUCGAGGUACUAAGUAAUAGUGAAGCCGAAGACGCAGAACAACAGCUGGAAAAGGAAAUUCAGGAGACAGAUGAUACGCGAGCUGAAUUACAAAAAAUAAUUCUCGACGUGAAUGACGCAUUGUUCCAAGCCUUGCCGUCACUACCACAAGGUCAAAGUACACCAUCGAAUCUGAGUAUGAACGCUACACCAAAACAGACUGUUCGCGCAAAGCUCCCAAAGUUAGAGGUCAAAAGAUUUAAUAGGAAAAUUCAAGAGUGGCAAGAAUUUUGGGACUCCUUUGAUAGUUCUGUAAAUCAGAAUGACGCUCUAUCAGAGGUAGAUAAAUUCGCGUAUUUGAAAGGUCUACUGGUUGGUCCCGCGCAGACAACUAUCGCAGGGUUCACGUUGACAGCAACGAACUAUAAAGAAGCAUUAGAACUCCUGAAGACACGAUAUGGGAAGAAAACGGCGAUACAGAGAGCCCAUAUUCAAGCGUUGAUGAACAUAAAACCAGUAUACAACGAGCGAGAUGUGCGUCGACUACGGGAAUUGUACCAUGCCUGUGAGACAAACUGCCGAGGUCUGAAAACCCUGGGAGUGGACGAAAGUUCGUAUGCUACGAUUGUUGUUCCGGAAAUACUCGACAAGCUGCCGGAAUCCCUUCGUUUGACGAUAACUCGUGGGUCAAGUGCAAGUGGAUCAGACUUUCUAAGUUGGACGAUGAAGGAUAUUUUAAAAGCACUGCUAGAUGAAAUUGAAUUACGCGAAGCACACGAAUCAUCUACGACGAACACGUCAAAACAAGAACGAAGGAAACCACAGUUUCUAGAUGGAUCGGCGGCUGCUCUUGUGAAUCAUACCACCAGGGAAGGGAAGCCAAGAUGCGUAUAUUGUUUACAAGAACAUUUAUCACAAGAUUGUAAGAAAAUUAAGAAUGCUGGUGAGCGUAAACAGAUACUUCGUAAGUACGGACGGUGUUUUGUAUGUUUAAAAAGAGGACAUAUUAGUAGUAAUUGUUUAAAUACGAGUAAAUGUAGUGCAUGCAGUAAACGACAUCAUAGUUCUAUUUGUGAGAGCCAUGCUAAUGGGUCUAUAACCGCUGACGUCGUUCAUUCCACACAUUCGUGCGUUGGGUCAGCAAAUAGAGUAGCAUUGCAGACAGCUCAGGCUUUGGUGAUGGGAGGAAAGGAGAAUGUGAGAGUGCGGGUUAUGUUUGACUCAGGAAGUCAACGGUCAUUUGUUACGGGCAAGGUAGCUCAGAAGGCAGGAGUGCCAGUAAAGAGGAAGGAAUGGGUAGAAAUUAGAACGUUCGGACAGGAGAAAGUUGAAGGGAAGUUGAGAGAAGUGUUUGAAUUGAAUGUAGCCCCAGUACAGGGGGGAGAGAGUGUUAGCAUUGACGUUUAUGGAGUAGACAGCAUUUCACAGAUUAGGAAUGAGCAUGUAGAGACAAGGAAGAAAGAUUACCCACAUUUGCAAGGGUUAUGGUUUUCCGAUGUUUGUAAGACCAAGAAUGUGUUAGAAAUAGAGUUACUAAUUGGCGCAGAUUAUUUGUGGUUAUUUCAAGAAGGGCGUACGGUUAGGGGCAAGAGUAAUGAACCUGUUGCGGUACAAACCAAAUUAGGAUGGGUGUUGUCAGGUCCACUGAAGAGUAGCUCUGAAGAUGAUGAUGGUCCUACAUCGUGUGCACAGGUAAGUGUAAACCUUAUUGGGCAUGUAACUUCAUCAAAGAAUAGGUCCCUUGAAGCAUGUGUUGAAAAAUUAUGGGAUUAUGAAACGUUAGGCAUAAAGCAUGAAGAGGAAGCUAGUGAGUUAUUAAAUGAUUCAAUACAUUUCAAUGGCCAAAGAUAUAGUGUAAGUUUACCUUGGAAGGAAGGGCAUAGUUUAUUGCCAACAAAUUAUAGCUGUAGUGUACAGAGAUUAAAGGGACAGCUUAGAGAGAGCUGA